Molecule: messenger RNA, 1251 nt
Organism: Lymnaea stagnalis (great pond snail)
Lineage: Eukaryota; Metazoa; Mollusca; Gastropoda; Lymnaeidae
Source: the annotation of a GenBank genome assembly
UUCAAAGAAGUCAGUCGCUAUAAGGGCGAGGGGAGACGAACGUAUCGGGUGACGAACGGUGAGGCGGGCAGAUACCUUCUGCAAGUUAUGUCCCUGGAAAUUGACUCGUACCUCAAAAUUUUUGCCACGUCACAGCCAGAUGUGACGGUCCUGCAUCCGGUCUUACCACCAGACUCCCAGGUCAAGGUCAACGUGUCGGACAAAAACAACGUCUUGUCCAUUGCUUGGUCGUCGGCAGCGUCCUACAACCGCGAGCCCGUGGAGCACUGCCUCACCAUUAGCAGGAUUAAAGAUUUCCAAACCUACUGCGGCGCCCUUGCGUACGUCAACGGCGAUAAAAAACCGUGGUUUACGAGGUGGGGAGCCAAGGAUGAAAAGCAGAAGAUCAUGGACGUGCGGAAGAAAGCCCGACCCGUGAAAAAAGCCCCCGCUAGCAUGAUUUUCCAUCGGUGCGUAUCAAACGGGACAUCCUACACGCACACGGGCAUCUGGCGUGGGAAUACCUAUUUCAUCAAUGUCUUCGUGGUCAAUCAGAAAUCCAGGGCCGCGUCGGCCUACACGGGUAGCUCGGUGACGACGAAGAGGUUGAAGAAGUCGUCGACGGUCCGCAUGAGGAUCGGCGAGACAAAGACUCUCCAACUGCGACAGAAGCGCAAGGUGCGGCUGGAUCUGAACGCCGCCGUGCCGAGGCUGGCGUUCGAGGUGCUACCUUGCGAGGGCAAAGUCUCGUUUGAGAUCUACCGCAACGGCACGAUAUACCUGAAAAAACGCGUGGCGAAGCGCUGGGGGCGACGCCUGAUUCAGCUGGCGGGUCCCGGCGUGUACCUCUUGACAUUCCCAAGGACGAUUAAGAAGACUUUUGUCACCGUUUCCAUUACCUCCCAUUCAACGAGGUCAAAAAUUUCCUUCCCAGAUAAAUGGGUUAUUAAAGUUUUUGAAAAGCUGACCACGUGCUCCAAUGUCACCCUGGCGUGGAUGGUGGCGAAGGAGAAUCAGAAGUACUGUGUUUAUAAGAAGAAACUGAGAAACAGUGGCGCGGACCCGCAUCGCAAACAAUGUCUUAGUCCGGACAAGCGGCCGGAGACGGAACGGGAUGUCUGCUUGUUUUCGAACGCCACCAGUGUUGGCAGGCGAGAGGUUAUGAAGCACGUUGUGCUGGGUUUGAGUCCCGGGACGUUGUACAGGUUUGAUGUUUUUCUAAGCCAUGGGAAGUCGGCCUCAGUGCCGUACAAAAGUGUCAAGGUCAGGACA